AUGCGUCAGCUUGGCCUGCGCGCAAAAGUUCUCGAAGCCGGCAGCGGUGUGGGUGGAACUUGGUACUGGAAUCGUUAUCCUGGCGCGCGUUUCGACUCAGAGAGUUAUUCAUAUAACUUCUCUUCAAAAUUUUCACAAGAGAUCCUUGACGAAUGGAGUUGGUCGGAGCAUUUUGCAUCUCAGCCUGAGACACUCCGAUACUGCGAAUUCAUUUGUGAUAAGUUCGAUCUCCGUCGAGACAUGCAAUUUGGUACCCGAGUUGCCGCGGCACAUUUCCAAGAUAACACAAAUUCCUGGCGACUCAUCGACGAAAAUGGUGGCCAGUAUACUUCAAGAUUCCUAAUUACCUGUAUUGGAAUUUUGAACAACUAUACCCUGCCCAAUAUUCCUGGAGUUUUGAAUUUCAAGGGAGAUUCAUUCCACACUGCCCGCUGGCCUCAUGAAGCCGUCAACUUCAAGGAUAAACGAGUCGGUGUCAUUGGCACUGGCGCAACAGGCAUACAAGCCAUACAGGAGAUUGCAAAGACAGCAGGUCAUCUUACUGUAUUUCAGCGUACUCCUAAUUGGAGUAUGCCCUUACGCAAUGAGCCAAUAACUCCUGACGAAAUGGAAGAGAUCCGGUCGCGUUACCCUGAAAUAUUUCAAACAUGCGCUCAGUCUUAUGCGGGCUUCAUGUAUAUAUCAGACAAACGACCUACACUCUCGCUGAGUCCAGAAGAACGCGAACAGUUCUGGGAGGAGCUUUAUGCAAAACGCGGAUUCUCGAAGUGGCUAAGCAAUUUUGCUGAUAUCAACACCAACAAGGAGGCCAACGCCCUCUUCAGUGAGUUUGUGGCAAACAAAAUUCGUGAACGCGUCAAGGAUCCCGUCACUGCGGAGACACUCAUUCCAAAAUGUCAUGGAUUUGGAACGAAGCGCGUGCCUAUGGAAUCAGGGUACUUCGAUACCUAUAACCAACCAAAUGUCAGACUUGUGGAUGUAAAAAAGAACCCAAUCGAAUGUGUGACGGAAACCGGCAUUCAAACUGGUGAUGAGAUGUUCGAACUUGAUAUCAUCGUUUUCGCAACCGGCUUCGAUGCUGUGACUGGUUCCUUUACAGCCAUGGACUUCCGAGGCGUGAAAGGGGUUAAGUUAUCAGAUCGGUGGGCGGAGGGACCAAGAACACACUUGGGUCUAUUUGUUGAAGGGUUUCCUAAUAUGACCAUGGUCAUGGGCCCGCAUCAAAUGUUCGGCAAUAUUCCACGCAGUAUCGAGUAUGCUGUUGGAUGGGUGGCUCGGUUCAUUGAAUUCUGUCGCGAUAACGGGAUCACUUUUGCAGGGACAAAUCGAGAGAACGUUGUGAAAUGGACAGAACAUGUACACAACUCUGCUAAUGGCCUCUUAGCUAAUGACGUGGACUCGUGGAUGACAGGAGUUAACAGAAAUCUUGCUCAUAAGCAGAAGAGAAUCAUUGCAAGGUAUCAAGGCUCGGCUCCAGGGUACAGGGAGAGGACGGAGGAUGUGGCUUCUAGGAACUACGUUGACUUGAUUCUGGCCUAA
Molecule: messenger RNA, 1539 nt
Organism: Penicillium malachiteum
Lineage: Eukaryota; Fungi; Ascomycota; Eurotiomycetes; Eurotiales; Aspergillaceae
Product: flavin-containing monooxygenase
Exons: 1
Coding region: 1-1539 (512 amino acids)
Molecular function (GO): flavin adenine dinucleotide binding; NADP binding; N,N-dimethylaniline monooxygenase activity
Source: RefSeq, a predicted model, not a curated record